This is a messenger RNA of Epithele typhae, 2862 nucleotides long. Its product is annotated as ATP-dependent RNA helicase DBP10. Bases 1 to 2862 code for a protein of 953 amino acids. The record is from RefSeq and is a predicted model, not a curated record. Gene Ontology annotation, molecular function: RNA binding; ATP binding; RNA helicase activity. The transcript is spliced from 6 exons. Lineage: Eukaryota; Fungi; Basidiomycota; Agaricomycetes; Polyporales; Epitheliaceae. Gene Ontology annotation, cellular component: nucleus.
AUGGUCUCGGGCAAGAGGAAAAGAACAGCCGUUGAUGAACCCGAACCCGAAGACUCGGACUUUUCCAUCGUCAGCGCUGACUCGGAUGAGGAGAUCGACAUCUCGUCUGCAUUAACGGGAAAACGCGUCAAACUCACCCAGACAGACGACGAUGGUGACGAAGACCUGGAAAAGUUCAUUCGCGAGUCCAUCAUCAAGCGAGAUGUGAAGGAAGGCACGGAGUUGCUUAAGAAGACGAAAGGGAAGUCGAAGAUUAUCAAGGGAGAGGUCGGCGGAGGCAGUUUCCAAAGCAUGGGUCUGUACCCAUGGCUGCUUCGAUCGCUCACGCUGCAGGGAUUCCGGAUUCCCACUCCAAUCCAACGUCUCUCCAUCCCCGCGCUCCUCACGAAUCCUCCUCGCGACCUGGUUGGUAUGGCGCGCACGGGUUCCGGCAAGUCUCUUGCAUACAUGGUGCCGUUGGUGCAGCGCCUUGGAGGCCGUCAUUCCGCGUCCUUCGGCGCUCGGGCUCUCAUCCUGCUCCCCGCUCGUGAGCUCGCACUCCAAAUACUCAAAGUUGGAAAGGAGCUCGCACGAGGAUGGCACGCUGGAGAAGGAGACCAUGCCGGUGAUGUACAAGACGCCGAUGUCGGAAAGAAGGGUCAGAGCUUGCGAUGGGGGCUUGUUGUCGGCGGCGAGAGCCUCGACGAACAAUUCGAGAUGAUCUCCAGUAAUCCAGACAUCAUCAUCGCGACCCCGGGUCGUCUCCUCCAUCUCAUCGUUGAGAUGAACCUCGACCUCAAGUCGGUGCAAUAUGUUGUCUUCGACGAGGCGGAUCGAUUGUUCGAGAUGGGCUUCCAAAUCGCGCUCAACGAGAUCCUCCACCGCCUCCCCUCUAGCCGUCAGACCCUUUUGUUUUCCGCCACACUUCCGAAAUCCUUGGUAGAGUUCGCGAAGGCCGGCCUCCAGAACCCCAAACUUGUCCGUCUUGAUGCGGAGACGAAAAUCAGCGGGGACCUCAAGAUGGCUUUCUUCUCUGUUAAGAAAGCGGAGAAAGAGGCCUGUCUCCUCCUCCUCCUACGCGACGUCAUCGGAGUCCCUCUGGGGACUACGGCCCGCGGAGAGGACGAAUCGACAGACAAGCAGGGCAAAGGCAAGGGAAAGGCGAAGCACGCGGACCAGCCUGCCGCCCCGCACCAGACGCUCGUCUUCGCAGCGACGAAGCAUCACGUCGAGUACCUCACGAACCUGCUCUCCGCCGUCGGCUACGCGGUCUCGCACAUUUACGGCGCGCUCGACCAGGUUGCACGCACGCAGCAGAUGGACGCGUUCCGGAGGGGCCGCACGAGCGUCCUCGUCGUCACGGACGUCGCCGCGCGCGGAAUCGACAUCCCCGUGCUCGAGAACGUCGUCAACUACGAUUUCCCCCAGGGCGCGCGCGUCUUCAUCCACCGCGUCGGCCGCACCGCCCGCGCCGGCCGCCAGGGCUGGGCGUGGUCGUUCGUCACCGCGGCCGAAGUGCCGUACCUCGUCGACCUGCAACUCUUCCUCGGCCGUCCGAUCAAAGACGAAGUGCCCGGGUCCGGGUCCGGGGCGGGCAGCGACGCCGCAUACUCGGAGUCGCUCGUCCUAGGGCCUUUCGACCGCGACGGGCUUGACGAGGAGGCGGACUACGUCAAGAAGUUCCACGAGGAGAACCACAACCUGAACACGCUCCGGGACGUGAUGCGCAAGGGCCAGGGCAUGUACGAGCGCAGCAAGGGCAAGGCGUCCCCCGCAUCGUACCACAAGGCGAAGGAGAUGCUCAAGGACGGCCGCUGGGGCUACGCGGGCACCGACUCGGGCGUGCACCCCGAGGAGGCGAAACGCCGCGCGCUGCUCAAGGUCGUCGACGCGUUCCGCCCGGCGGAGACGAUCAUCGAGAUGGGAACGCGAGGGAACUCUGAGACGGCGGCGCUGAUGAAGCAGCGGCGCAAGGCGCUGAGCAAAGCCGUCAAGCGUGUGUCGCUGGCGUCGACGCACACCGCGGCGACGGUGGCCUCAGAUGAGGAAAAGGAGGACGUCGGGGGAGAGUCGGGCGUGGAAGCUGAGGGCCCCGAGAUGGCGGAUGAGGCCGAGAUUGCGGCUGUGUUCGAGACUUCCAGCAAGAAGGGCAAGUCGUCAAAAUCUAAUUUCCGCGACGAGGAGUUCUACAUGUCGCAUUACCAAAAAGACGCUGACACCGAAAAGGGGUACUCGCUACGUGACGGCGCCUCGUUCGUCGAGCAGGCGCGCAACGUCGCGUUCGAUCUCACCGGGGACGAGGCCACCGCCCGAGAGCGCCAGCGGCGGGAGAUGAAGUGGGACAAGAAGAAAAAGCGCUUCGUGAAGGGCACCGGCGAAGGCGCCGACAACGUCCGAAUGGUCAAGACCGAGUCUGGCGUGAAGCUCCCCGCGACGUACCGCUCCGGCCGGUUUGACGAGUGGAAGUCAAAGGCGCGCGUGAGCCUGCCCAGGGUAGGUGAGGCCGAGCCCGAGAACGCACGCGCGUACGGCGGAGGCGGCGGUGCGGGUGGGCGUAAGUGGAAGCACAAGCAGGCCACGGCGGCGAAGCCGCUCGACAAGCUGCGGGGCGACUACGAGCGCAAGGUCCGGCGGGCGAGCAAGGCGGUGCAGAACCAGGGUGGCGGCGGCGACGACCCUGGGCCUUCGCGUGGAGGGUCAUCGAGACCACAGCUGCCUGGCAAAAAAAGCACAGGGAGGAAGGGCGGGCGGUCCGGUGGGAAGCCUCUGGGCAGGGUCAAGACCGAGCUCAAAACGGUGGACCAGAUCCGCAAGGCGCGGAAGGUCGUGGAGCACAAGAGGGCGAAGAACGCGCGGUCGACGAAGAGAAAGGGGAAGCGAUAG